This is a messenger RNA of Apis florea (little honeybee), 3826 nucleotides long. RefSeq names its product DAZ interacting zinc finger protein 1 (gene DZIP1). Gene Ontology annotation, cellular component: cytoplasm; ciliary basal body. Gene Ontology annotation, biological process: cilium assembly. The record is from RefSeq and is a predicted model, not a curated record. NCBI's taxonomy places the organism in Eukaryota, Metazoa, Arthropoda, Insecta, Hymenoptera, Apidae.
UGUUAAAUUUUGUUUACGUUUUCCUCUAACCUUUAAAAUGUAUAAAAACAACGAAUAAUUAUUUUAUUUAUUUUUUCUUAUAACAAUGUUAUUUAUUUAUAAAUAUGGAAAUUUGUAAUAUUAAUAAUAUUCUAUGAUAUUAAUAAUACAUUUUAUAAUUUUAUUCUUAAUUAAGUAAUAAUUAUAAAAUCACAAUCAGAAAUAAUGUAUGUGUAUCAUUAAACUUAAAUAUAAUAAUGGCAUUUUCAUUUCGUAUUGGUACCAAAUGGUACCAUGAUUUUCCAAAAUUGGCAAAGGAAUCUGGAUUUUAUUUUAAUAUGCAUAGAUCCAGAUUAAGAAUAGAUUGGAAUCGUAUAAGUAAUAUAGAUAUAGAUCGAAUUAUAAGAGAAAGAGAUUUCCAUUCCAUUGAUGAAAAUAUAAAUAAUGUAAUAGAUUAUUGUUUAGAAAGUGAAUAUGAUGUUAAAAUCUUGGAUCCAAAUUUUGUAAAACUCUUUUGUCUUGCACAGUUAGCAGUUGAAUAUUUAUUAUAUUGUAAACAAUAUUUAGAUCAUAGUGUAAUGAUAUUAAAAGAUGAACUAAAAUUAAAAAUUGAAGAAAAUGUUAAAUUAAAAAAAGAAAUAUCUACUUUAGAAGAAAUAAUGAAACAUAUGAAAGAAAAAGUAAAAGAAAAAAGUAAAUUAAUAGAAACUAAAAUUGGAGAUACUAAUGGUGAAAUAUAUAAAUGUCCACAUUGUCCAAAAUCUUUCAUAUCUUCUAUGUUUGUUAGUGCACAUAUUAUACGUCGUCAUACACAUACAUCAGAUUUAUAUAUGUCUGUUUCUCCUAUACAUGAGCAUUAUCGCAAUGAAACUGAAAAGUUACAUAAUGAAAUAAAAAACUUGAAAGAAAGAUUAAAUGAAACAGAAAAAGUAAUAAGAAAUGAAUCUGAAAGGAUCUGUGAUAAAAAAAUAUUAAAUUAUGAUAAAAAGCAAACUGAAAAUGAAAUUGAAAAUCUUAAAUAUGAUAAUAACAAAUCUAAAGAACAUUCAGAAUAUAAAGAAUAUCAAGAAGAAAUAAAAAAUUUAAAAAUCAUGCUUUUUGAUGAAAUACAUAAUUUAAGACAAAAAGAAAACAUUAUGUAUGAGCGUACAUCUGAAACAAAUGUCCAAGCAUUAAUAAAUCAACAAGAAAAAGAAUUUCAAAAAUUAAAAAAUCAAUUACUCGACAAAUUUACUCCAGAUAUAGAAAGCAUGCAUACAAAGUUAUAUGAUCAAGAAAAUUAUUAAUCAAAAAUAGAACAAUUAGAAAGUCAGCAUCAUAAAGAUAUUGAGAGACUUACUACAGAAUUGAAAUUAACACAAAAUGCAGCUGAUGAUAUGAAAGCUAAAUAUGAAGCAAAAGUUAGCGAUUUAGAACGUCAAACGGCAAAUCAAUCAAAUAUUUUAAUUGAACAAAAACAAUUACAUUCCUUAUCGCAUGAAAUAAAUAUUUCACAAUUAAAUGAAAAAAAUAAAGAUUUGAAAAAUAAUUCUUUACAAAAAUGUAGUCCAUCUAUAAUGUUAGACAAAUCUAAUGAAAUUUCAAAAAAAUCUGAUGAAAAUAAUUUAAAACAAAGUUAUGUGGAUACAACAAUUGAACAAAUUAUUACUGAAAAUAAUACAGUAGACACUACAAUUACUUCAAAUUUAUCAAAUAAAGUAUUUCCAUUAACAAUAGAAGAUACGUUUUUAAAAGAUACACAAAUUUCGAAUUCCAAAAACAAAUUCAUUAUUCAUGAAAAUAAAAGAAAUAUUAAACAAAAAUAUGAAGAAACUCGAGAUAUCGAAAAUUUCGAUCAUAUAAAAACUAUCAAAAAAGAUUUAGAAUAUUAUAGUUCAAGUAAUAUUUCAGAUUCAGAAGAUUCGAUACUUGAAGAAGAAAAUAAUUCUAAACAUAGAAAGUAUAAUCAAUCAAUUAUAAAAAUGGAUUUACACAAAUCUGAUAUAAGUAAGCAAGAAAAUGUUAUUAAUAAAAAUACAUCUAAUGACUUUUUAUCUGAUAUUAAAAAUAUCAAAACAUUGAAAUCUAUAGAAGAGAAUUUAUCUUCUAUAACAAAUUCAGAAUCAUUUAUUUCUAAUUCAAGUAUAGAAAAUGAUACAAUUCACAAUGAUUCCUCAUUGCAUGAAUAUAAAACACAAUUACCAUUUUCUUUAAAAUCUAAAAAAAUAACAGAACACAAUUAUAAAAGUUUGCAAGCUUGUUUAAUGAAUGUUUUUGAGCAAAAAUUAAAAGAUUUAGGAAUAGAUCCAGAAUGGCAAGGAAUACCAAAAACAACUUUUAAACAAAAAAUGGAUAUUUUAAAACACCAUCACAAACUAGCUACAAAAAAAUUAUCAAAAUAUCAUCAAAAAUUAAGAAUAAUCGAAGAAGUUCUCAAUAAAAUCAAGAAAAAAAAAAUUAUAGAAAAUAUGAAACAAUUUAAAAAACCAUCUUUAUAUAGACCAAUAAUAAAAGAAUUAAGCAAUCAACAAAAUCCUGGUAAUUAUAAUUUUUUUUUUCUAUAUAUAUAUAUAUAUAUAAUCUUAAUUUUUUUUUUUAGAUUCUCUUUUUAUUUUUUUUUAGAUUCUCAUAUUUCUUCAUUACAAGCAAUAACGUUAAAUGAAUAUGAUUCUGCACUAGAAACUAAAGAUUCUGUUAAAAAUAUAACUGAAAAUGAAUCAGUACCUAUAACAACACAAAUUACAAAUUACAAAACUGUAAAAGAAUUAAUAGAUAUUUCUCCUAAUUCAAUAAAAUCUUUGGAAAAUAUACAACAUGCUACAAAUUUUCAAGAGCUUUUAAUAAAAAAAGAUUUUUUGAAUGAAAUGAAAUCUGUAUUCAAUUCUGAAACAUUCAAAAUAAUAUCAAAUAAUAAAACUGUAUCAAAUAACAAAUCUACUGAAAACAAUGAUAUAAAUAAUUCAAAUAUACAACAGGAAUCACAAAUUUUUAUAUCACCUAAACAUAAUAAAAGUGUUCUAAAAUCUACAACUGGUUCAACAAAUAGUUUGAUAAAAAAAAGAGUUAUUUUUGAUCUAACAAAUAAAAAGGAUAAAGAAUCAUAUUCUGAUGAUGAUAAAGAAAAAAAAGAAUUAUGUGAGAAUAAUUGGAACACUUUAGGUAAUUCUGAUGAGCGGAAAUAUUUAUCUCAAUUAGAAGAUUAUAAAAAUUCAAGUAAUAUCAGAUUAAAAACUACACAAAGUGAUAAAAUAGCAGAAUUAUCAAAAAAACUUGAAAUACAGUUAAAUAUGGUGAGACAAAAACCUAUAGGAUCUGUUGAAACAAUAUUUUCUUCAAACUACAUACAAAAUAAAAAAAAUCAAAAUAAGAGUAUUGAACAAAUAAAUCCUACUAGUAUAAGUUCUUUUGUAAUAAAUCCAGUUCAAACAUCUUUAUCAUAUUCUAAAAAACCAAAUGAAUUAUUACAACCAGCAUCGUAUAAUUUAACACAUAAAAUAUCUGAAAUUUUACAUGCAGAAUCUGUAUCAGAAAUAUCAGAUUUAGAUUCUGACAUAGAUAAAAUUUUAAAAUUAGAAUAAGAUUUAGAUUAAGAUUUAUAUAAUGUGAGAUAUUGAGACAUAUUUCUUUUUUUCUUGUAAAAAAGAAUAUACAAUAAAAUUUUUUUGUUUGAGGUUUAGUUUUCAAAAUAAUCAAUUUUAUAUCUAUUAUAUACAUGCAUUUACUAAAAUACGAUUUUCCGUAAUAUAAUACUGAUCUUAGUUACAAUAAUAAAAACAUUCAAAAUAUAGAUCAUUAAUAGAAUGUAUUAAUUACCCAUUCAAAGAUAUGAAAAUUGAAAAUACAUUAUUUUAAAGUUUAAAAAUACAAA